Echinococcus granulosus is the source of this 258-nucleotide messenger RNA. Its product is annotated as Antigen B. The transcript is spliced from 3 exons. The record is from RefSeq and is a predicted model, not a curated record. The coding region runs from base 1 to 258 and encodes 85 amino acids. Lineage: Eukaryota; Metazoa; Platyhelminthes; Cestoda; Cyclophyllidea; Taeniidae.
AUGAGAGCCUCCGUCUUUCUCGCUCUUGCUAUCCUCGCUAUUACCGUUGUCGCUGCCUCUGUCGACGAAAAGACAUCUGAUGAUCUGAAGAAGAAAAUAAUGAUGCGAAUAGGUGAGACACGCCGCUUCUUCAGGGAGGAUCCUUUGGGUCAGAAGAUUAUCGACCACUUUCAAGAGCUGGUCUCCAUCUGCAAGGCUAUCAGAGAGCGAAUAAGGAAACGUCUCGGAGAGUACUUGAAGGGUCUUGAGAAUGAAUAA